Scleropages formosus (Asian bonytongue) is the source of this 1301-nucleotide messenger RNA. It is a transcript of the gene gjb7, whose product is annotated as gap junction protein beta 7. Gene Ontology annotation, cellular component: connexin complex. The record is from RefSeq and is a predicted model, not a curated record. Gene Ontology annotation, biological process: cell-cell signaling. The transcript has 3 exons. The coding region runs from base 152 to 952 and encodes 266 amino acids. Lineage: Eukaryota; Metazoa; Chordata; Actinopteri; Osteoglossiformes; Osteoglossidae. Gene Ontology annotation, molecular function: gap junction channel activity.
AUUAAAUGUUAUGUGAGGAGCUUCAUGUUUUUUGCAUCAGUGGAUUUUCCGCAAACAGAGUCCUUGUGACUCCUUGACAACCCGACAGGAACGAAAAAGGAGAAGAAGCAUCAGCUGCCCGCAACAGGGCUUGGGAAGAGUGACUGUAACAAUGAACUGGAACUUCUUGGGGAACAUCUUGACUGGGGUGAACAAGUACUCCACGGUCAUAGGACGGAUUUGGCUCUCCAUCGUCUUCACCUUCCGCAUACUGGUGUUUGUGGCGGCCGCAGAGAACGUGUGGAAGGAUGAGCAAAAGGACUUUGUGUGCAACACCAGGCAGCCAGGCUGCGAGAACGUCUGCUUUGACUACUUCUUCCCCAUCUCGCAGGUGCGCCUCUGGUCCCUGCAACUGAUCAUGGUGUCCACCCCAUCCUUGCUGGUGGCCAUGCACGUGUCCUAUCGGGAACACCGAGAAAAGAGGCACGGCCAGCAGCUUUACAAGGACAAGAGCAGCAUGGAUGGGGGGUUGCUCUGCACCUACCUGCUUAGCCUCUUCUUCAAGACAAGCUUUGAGAUCGGCUUCCUGCUGGCCUUCUACUACCUUUACAGCGGCUUCCAGGUUCCCAUGCUUCUACAGUGCAGCUGCAGUCCUUGCCCAAACACCGUGGACUGCUACGUGUCCAGGGCCACCGAGAAGAAAGUCUUCCUGUAUAUCAUGGGCUGCACAUCAGUGCUAUGCAUUGUGUUGAAUAUCGCAGAAGCGAUGUACAUCAUGUCCAAGCAAUUCCAGAAGUGCUUCAGCAAGAGGUACAUCCCCGUGGAGGAGAAAGUCCACUGCCGCUGCCAGCUUCCCCACCCCACCAUCAGCAGCUCUCUGGGUGCGAAGCCUGCAAAACCUGUGGCACAAAGCUCUCAGAGCAAAGACACCUGCUCUCAAGCCUCCGUAGGAAACCUAGUGACUCUGUCAUGAGGAGGAUGUUACACUUCAACUUCAGUCUCAUGCUUUGAGUGCCUGACCUCUAGGCUUUUUUUUUUUUCCCCCUCCGUUUCCAAAAUGCUACAACCAAGAUGCACAUACCUAUCCAUUACAAGAGCGGGACCCCUUUAACAAAAGAAUCUUCAGCAUCCUGUGGUGGACAUUUACAUUUCAAUGAGAGGCUCUGGACAUUCCUGUUUUUACUACUAAGCAGCAGCAUUGUAUACUUAGCCGCCUGUAUAUUUAGUUGUAGUUAGCAAAGAAGACUGCUAAUUCUACAUCUGAUUUGACAAUAUGGGAUGAGAAAUGGGGGGGGAAAUGCAAAAUAAUAAAAUCAUGUUGU